UCCAAGGCAUCCCAUCUUCCUGAUUAUCCCGUCUGUCCUCCAAAGUCGUCACUCGAGAAAGCCUACAAAGCCGCAAACCACCUCAACCCCCGAGCAUACUGCAAUUGAACCGAUCAAAAUGGGUCUCGUCGACGCGAAGAACAAGGUCCCGGAGCUCCAGAAGUUCUACCAGACCGCCUAUAAGGAGCACACCCGUGUCUGGAAGAUCAACCCUCGUAGCCGUCUCUACAUGACCCCCUACGUUAUCCUCCUGUGGGGAAGCAUCGGUGCUUCUUUCUACGGUGCCGGUCGCAAGGUUCUUGGCUACAACACCUACUUCGGCAAGAACUAGACGCUGUCCGCGAUGUAUUCCACGCGAUAGAGCGAGGGGCUCGGGGUCGGACUGUAUGAUUCGUAGGGCGACCAAUAGACCGAAUUGGCCUUAGAGUGGCCUUGCUUUUGUUGCCUACAUUCCCGUUCUUGGCGAGGUAGGGACACAUGAUGGCGUCUCGAUCGUGAAUGAUUCUUGACCAUGCCCGCCAGAAUUACCAAAUGGCAAUCUUUCCCUGCUUCUCUCUUUUUAAC
Messenger RNA from Colletotrichum destructivum, 564 nucleotides. RefSeq names its product Putative cytochrome c oxidase subunit VII. The transcript is spliced from 4 exons. The record is from RefSeq and is a predicted model, not a curated record. Lineage: Eukaryota; Fungi; Ascomycota; Sordariomycetes; Glomerellales; Glomerellaceae. The coding region runs from base 119 to 331 and encodes 70 amino acids.